AUGGAACCAAACAAGGCAUAUGGGAAUAAUCAACUUAUUAGUGUUGUUAAAGCUGCUUAUCCCAUUUUAGAAGCCAACCCUAGUGAGCUAGCAGCAUUGAUGAAAAAUGCAGCACUUGAUCAAAUAGAAAAGAUCGAAAAUGCAAUCGAGAAAGACAAUGGAGUGUCUGAUUUAAUUGUUUAUGGUGCGAAUUUAACUUUCGCGAAUCUUGAAGAAGCAAAGUUUUAUGAAUUUGAUUACCGCGAAGAGAAACCAGUUUACGUUCGUUAUCGAGUUGAUGGUGUUGGUGAUGAAGGGGAUAUCUUGGUGUUCCCUGGGCCGCUGAAGAAUGGAAGGACUAUUAUGGCAAUUUUGCCAGAGAAUGAGUCUACUUCGCUAGCUUCGGUCCCCUACAAUCUUUAUAGCAUACAGAAACAAAAUCCAGAGGCAAUGCAGCAAAAGCCAGACCCCAAGAAAGGGCAAAACCCAACAGGAAUAUUUUAUAGCCACGAUCUUGAUAAAGAUAAAGCUUGCUGUGUACCCCGGCAAAGGACACAGGCCGGGGCUACCCGCCUACCCCUUACCUUAUAUGCUGAAAACCGCUACAAAAAUUGUAGGAUGCUGACUACACAACGUGGCCCCCCUGAAAUUCCUUCCAUUCUAUUGGAUAAUUUUUAUGAAUUCUAUCAUUUCACAUAUUCAUACUAA
Molecule: messenger RNA, 687 nt
Organism: Fraxinus pennsylvanica
Lineage: Eukaryota; Viridiplantae; Streptophyta; Magnoliopsida; Lamiales; Oleaceae
Source: the annotation of a GenBank genome assembly